UAGGUGACGGCAUCAGUGUUUGCUGAAGGCUACCAGGGUUACAGCGGACCUCUGCGCAGGGCGUUUUGUUGACGCACCUGACACGGAAGAAGCAACACAAAAAAUUACGGUUCCUUCAGCACCUGUCAUCAUGUCUGAGAGUGAGAAUGAAGAGGCUUUGGCUUUGGAGCUUACAUGUCCCAUUUGCCUGCAACUAUUCUCUGACCCAGUUUCUCUUCCUUGCGGUCAUUUCUACUGUUUUGCCUGUCUUGAGACCAUGGCAGAAGGCCUUGACCAUCACAACUGCCCCGAGUGUCAUUCUGAGUACCAGGGAUCCGAUGCCCUCGUGAAGAACUUCAAAAUGCGUAGUAUUGUAGAAACCUACAAAGCCACUGCUGGGAAAGUCCUCCCCCCUGGAAACCCUGCUGAUGGCAGCUAUGUAACAGUCGAGAGCGAUCAUAGCUCUAUGACAGAGGAAUCUGAAGCCAAAUAUCACCAAGUGCAAGAAAAAGCUGGAGAGCUCCAAGAGGAGAGCGAAGAAUGCAAAGCAAAGGAUGGGUUUCGAAUUGGGUCUGGAUCCACAGAGCAUCCCUUUUCAAUGGAUCAGGAAAAAGGUGGUGGCAGAGGCAAAAUGGAACUGGAUGAACCAAAGUUUAAACUGGCGUCGCAAGUAACUGAGCUGAACGUCAAGUUAGAGAUGGCAGAGGGUAUCCUUAAGAAAGAAAAGGAGUUGGAGUUAGAGGUGACCACUGCUAGUGGUCGGCUGAGAGAGAAAGCAUCCGGCCUGUUAGAGAAGAUAAAGGAGCUGUCGCAGAACUACAUCGAGGGAGUGACACAGAUGAUUGAAGAACAGUUAGGUCUACCUGAGGCCAUCAUAUGCUCUCGGGUCAGUCAGGCCUCUGAGCUGACCGAGCAGCUGAGGCAGGCUUUGCAAACAGCUGAAUCCCUUUUGAAAGAAGACGAUGGGGCAACAUUUAGUGAAGAGCUCCAACGUUUGCAACCACAAAUUGCAGAUUUGAUUUCAAAACAAGUGGGAGAAGAGGAAGAGCUUGUUAAGGUAAAAGUCAACCUUGCACAGGCUUGUCCCAAGGUGGAAGACAUGAAUGCUGAGCUGAGGGAAAGACUCGGAGAGAUUCAGCGCUCUCUUCGAAACACCCUCAACCCUUCUGAGAUCACCUUUGAUCCAGAAACAGUCCACCCUAACCUUGUUCUCUCAGAGGACUUGAAAACGGCCACAUUUAGUGCUGCCAAACAGAACUACCCGUCCUCUCCUAAGAGGUUCGCCAGCUUCUUCCAGGUCCUCAGCAACCAAAGCUUCUCUGAAGGUGAUCAUUGCUGGGAGGUGGAGCUGGAGGGGUCACCUUGGAUCAUUGGCGUGUGCUACAGUGGGAAACUAGAACGCAGCGGGGUGCCAUCUGCUCUGGAAAGCAGUCGAAGCUCUUGGUGUCUGAUGUGGUUCAACAACCUUCUGACUGCCUUCGAGCAAAGUCACAGUGUGCCUUUGAAGAGGACCACAGUGUCACGCAGACUUGAGAUCAAGCUGAGCUUCAAGACCCACAGGCUGAGCUUCUACAAUGUUAGCCCUACCAGUGGAAAGACUCACAUUUAUACAUUUAAAGCUAACUUAACUGAACCAGUGCACCUGGCCUACAGGAUGAUGUCAGGUCACCCAAAAGGCCGUGUCACAAUUUAUUCAUAAUUGUAACCACAAUUUAACAAACUGUGCAUAGAAAAAAAUAGUAAAUAAUUUAAGUUAAGACUUGUACAAUAAAACAGUUUUGCCUUGUACUAGAGGCUUUACAUAAUGACGGAGGGAUGCUUCUCAAUUUGGCAUCAACAUAAAGUUGUUAAUACGAGUGAAAUACUUGCUGAAUGACUGAAAGACUAGCGCAGACAUGCAGAGUUCAGAGGGGAAUGUGGAUAAAUAUAUUUUUUAUUACUCCAGCAUAAUGCACUCCUAAUAUAAUGUAAACAAGGAAGAACACUUUAAAAUAAAGAUGUACUUUUAAAGAUGUUUUUCUACUUUAACUGAUAAAUAAACUCCUUACAAAAUCCCCAGGGCCUCUGU
Haplochromis burtoni (Burton's mouthbrooder) is the source of this 2047-nucleotide messenger RNA. RefSeq names its product tripartite motif containing 107 (gene trim107). The transcript is spliced from 2 exons. Gene Ontology annotation, molecular function: protein binding. The coding region runs from base 131 to 1678 and encodes 515 amino acids. NCBI's taxonomy places the organism in Eukaryota, Metazoa, Chordata, Actinopteri, Cichliformes, Cichlidae. The record is from RefSeq and is a predicted model, not a curated record.